CAGUCGCUAGAAUCCUAUGCGUCGUGUGGCUCUUACCUUAGGCAAUGGCGUCGAAAUUCCGUCGCCAGCAGCAGCGGAAGCGAUGGUCGGACGCGGGAACGGCAUUUCCGCCCACCUACGUCUCGCGCGCCACAGCCCUUUCCGUCGGGGAUGUGCCGUUCGAGCGGGAACUAAUCAGAUCCAUUGAUCCGCUACGAGCUGAUUCGCUUAGAGCUGAAAACGGAGCCGCGGUGCACAGAGCUUCGUCAGGAGCCACGUCUGGGUCGCCGGAGCUGCGGCGGUUCGGCAGCGCGCUGCUGCAACUCACCAGCCUCCGAUCGACAUUCGCCGAGAUUCCGCACAUUAAGGAGCUCUCCGACUCGCUGGACGCUCUGUUCGCCCGCUGGCGCGAUGCGAUCAGUGCAGCCGCGACUGGUGCCGAUGAUCCCGCGGCUGAUCCGGCUGGCAGCGACAGCUCAGAAGAGCGCGAGCUCGCGGCAGCCACUCGUCUCUACUUAGAGAUUCUGUUUCUCGAGAAUUCCCGCCCGCUGCACCGCGCGCUGCUCUCCGCCCUCGCGCGGACCUUCGCGCUACACGGGGAUGGCUCAGCGGGGAGGGGCAAAGGAAAAGGCGGAGGCGGAGGGGGAGGGCGGAAGGGAGGGAAGGAGGGGAAGAGAGGCAGGGGGCAGUGGGACGACGAGGGUGAGGGGAGCAUUGCGGGGAGGGCGAGGAGGCUGAUCGAGAGAGCUAUCGCGUUGUGCUGUAGCGAGUACGGCGUUGGUGGCGCCAAGAGGAGACCGUUCGCCGCAGCAGCAGCAGGGGCGGCCAUCACUGCCUCCCAGUUCCAGGCACCCCUUGCCAGCUCAGCUCGCCUCGUGGCACGCCAGCUGGCGCACACGCUGAGUGCUGACGUGGCAGCGGUAGUGGACCACAUGAAACCGGGGGGCAUACGCGACAGAACCGAGCGGGUCACCGAAGCUGCUGACGUGGCGGAGGCCAGCAGCACAGCUGCUGAAGCAGGUCCGGAAGGAGGUUCGGAAUCAGGUUCGGAGGGGGGGGGGCACGUGGUGCCAGCGACGAUGGAGCUGUGUCAAGAGGCGCUGUCAACGCUCUACUACCUGCUGCAGCGAUACCCAGAGGAGUUCACCCCGCAUUCCCCUGCCACCAGUGAAGGUCCAGAGGACGACCAAAGCAAGGAAGGCAAAGGAGGCGAUGAGAGCGAUGAGAGCAAGGGGGUGUGUGGGGAGCUGCUGUCAGUGCAGCGCGCAGUAGUGAGAGUGCUACAAACGGGGGUGCUCUCUAGAGACGCCACUGUAGCAGCAGCUGUAGCGCUGUGCGCGCUGCUGCCUCUUGUCCAAUCAGAGACAGGCGCAGGUGCAGCAGCAGGGGGAGGAGGAGGAAAAGCCGGGGAGGAGGAGGAGGAGGAGAGGAAGGAAGGGCGGCUGGCUCUGGCUCUGGCGCGCUCCUUCUUUUCCUCGCCUGCCAUGCUGCCAUCCGCAGCUGCUGCGAAUCCCAUCCCUGUGGCAAUGGCUGGGAGUGAGUUUGUGGACCCCUUGACCGUACUGGAUGCGCUUAUAGCGAGGCAGGACCACGCAGCCACACAGGGAGCAGGCGUGGGCGUUUUAGAUUCAGUGCAAUGCGUGCAAGGCCAGGGCUGCAAAGGUGAAGGCGCAGAGGCUGGAAGCAUCGACGGCGCAGCAGCGGUGGGUGCCCCGCAGUCAUGGGCGUCGCAGUCAUGGGCGUCCCUUGGCGUGGACGGCUUCCCACUGUUCAGCCAGCUGUGCUGCAUCCGCGGCAUGCUCACCGCCGUGCCCCGCCAAGCCCUGACACACCGCCUGCUGCUGCUGCCGCCACUGCCACAGGCACAAGAAGCAGCGUGCGCAACGCCAGCAGCAUCAGCAUGGGCAUCAGAAGCAGGAGCAGGCUCAACCGAGCAGGCGCUGGAGGUGCGGGGGUGGUCGCUGCUCUUCGACGGGCUGCUGCCUCGCAUCCUCUCCUUCUGCGAAGCUUCCUCCGAUGCCCACUCCAAGUUCCACGCGGUUACCGCCCUCCAGAUAUGCCUCCACCAGAUCAAGACAAGCCUGCUGGACGGCACCUGCGCUGCCUCCCGUGCACUGUUCACACGCCAGGUGGGUCGGAUCCGGGCCACGUGGCGAGCAGGGAUUGGUGGAGAGAAAGGGUCAGCAGCAGUAGCAGCAUCAGUGAGUGGAGUUCAGGAGCUCUGUGAAUUUCCGUUCCUCCCAUUGGUGGAAACGCUGACAGAGAAUGCCAGUGCACUGGCGUAUGAGGAGAUGCCACGUGGCAGUGUGGAGCGCGUUCUGGGCGCGGUGUGGGGCCACUGGGAGGACCCGCUGACUCAGACGGCCAGGCAGGCGCACGUGGCGCUCGACCUGCUGCUGGACGUGGUGCAGGCGGCGGAGAGAGAGGGGGGGACGGCUGGGGGGGAGAUGGGGAGAGAAAAGGGGAGAGAGGAGGCGAUUGAGGAAGAGAAGAGAAGGGGAGAGGAGAAUGCUGAGCUGGUAGGGGAAAGUGUGCAGAAGAGUGAGGAGAGGGAGGGGGAGGAAGAGGAGGAAGCGGAGGAGGAUGUGGUGGAGGGGUUGGGGCUCAUGAUGGGGGAAGAGCAGGGAGGGGGGGAGGGGGAGGAGGGGGAGCAGAAUGGGAGUGCAGAGGCCAGCCCAGACGCUGAGGCAGGGCAGCCGCCAGAGGCAGGGGAAGGGGCAGAAGUGGAGGGCGGUUCUGGGGCAGGUGAUUCCAGCGAGGGCGGCGAGUUUCGGCAGUUUGCGGAGCAGCUGGCGCGGGAGGUGCUGCAGACGGGCCCGCACAGAAAGGGGCGGUACGUGCCUCUGGCGUCGCUGGCCCUGCGCCUGGGGGCCGGGCGGCUGCUGCGGAUGAGCAAGGAGGGGCGAGAGGGGGGUGGUGGGGGUGGGGGGGAGGAGAGGGAUUCGCCAGGCACGGAGGGAGCAGGUGUGGAAGGGGCAGCUGGGGAGAUGCAGUCCGCCUCUCCAGGAGUGGGGGUGGAGAGUAUGGUCAUGCGGUUCCCAGAGGGCGUGUUGGGCGACGCCAUAGCAGCCAUGGGCGACGAGGGCGUGUGCUGCGCCGUCUCCUCCUUCCUCAAGGCGUUCUUGGCGCGCCUCAGGGAGGAGUGCUGGGCGGGCAACGCGGGCGCUGAGCACGAGGGAGGAGACAGAAACCGAGGCGAGAUGCCAGGGAGGGGAGGCGGGGGGGACGUGGCAUGGCGGCGGGUGUGGAUGCCGGCCGUGCUGUGCGGGCUGGUGCAGGGCGCUGCUGUCCACCGCAGCAACACUGCCACGUACGCGCUCCCCGUGCUGCUGGCCUUGGACCCCUCCGCGCUCUGGCCCCUCCUCGCCUUCCUCACCGCCCCCACCCUCACUCCCUCGGGCGUCGCCCACCUCACACUGCAUACCGCUUCAGCCGCAGGCUCGGAAUCCGAGCCUGGCGGGUUGGACGGUUUGGAGGGCAGCGGGCAGGCGGUGUGGGAGGAUUGGGCGGAGCUGGCGGAUGGCAGCAGUGGGGGGCCGCAUGGGGAGUACCCGUGGGGUGCCAGUGUGGAUGCAAGGGUGGGGGCCGUGGUGGCUCUGCUGAGGAUGGGACGAGGCAUGGGGGUGGUGGAUGGGGCGGUGGACGACGCUGCAAGGGGGGGCAGGAGGAGGAGGAGGGAGGGGGGAGGGGAGGGGGAGGGAAGGAAGGGGGAUGAGAACGGGAUGGCGGAAGGGCAUGAGGAGAGAGGCAGUGACUGGUCGGGCGGGCCACAGACCGUGCUGACGUGGAUGCUGGAGCGCGCCACGUGGCAUGCUGACGAGGCGGUGCGAGUGGACGUGGCAGAGCUUCUCUGCAUCUCGUACCGCACCACUGCCAUGCCCUCCCUGCCCGAGCUGCGCCUACUCGCGCUGGCCUUCCCCCUCAACCUGCGGUGCUCGUCCCCCAACCUGCGCAUGCGCUGGUGCUCCAUCGUGCGCCGCUUCUUCGCGCGCGUCAGAGCCGCCGUGGAGCGGCGCGAGAGGAAAGGACAGGGAGGGGAGAGAGUCACGGUGGUUGGAGGGGUUCACGACAAGAAGGGCUCUCAGGAAGGAAAGAACAGGGAGGUCGAGGAGGAGGAAGGGGAGGAGGAGGAGGGGGAGGAGGAGGAGGGGGAGGAGGAGGAGGGGGAGGAGGAGGAGGGGGCGAGUGUGCGCGAGGUGCAGGGCUUCAUACACUGGCUGACAGCCCUCCUCUUCGCCUCCCUCUACCCCUCCGCGCCCUACGAGCGCAAGAGCAUGGCGCUCGACACGCUCUGCGCCCUCAUGGACGUCUGGAGCCCCCGCGACUUCCUCCCCCCCCUCACCACUCCCCCUGCUGCCCCCCCCACUUUCUCCCCCUACCCCCCCGGCGCCCUCUGGGACCGCCUGCGAGAGGCGGCGCUGACCACCCUCCUCAAGUACCCUGCGCCGCUGCCCGGGCUGGAGAGGGAAGGGGAGGUGGCGGGCGUGGUGCAGUGGGCGUGCGGGCUGGUGAUGAGCCCGAGAGUGAGGGAGAGCGACGCGGGGGCGCUGGUGCUAAAGCUGGUGUUUAAGAAGUACGUGCUGGGGCUGGGGUGGCGGGUGAGGGUGUUCCCCACUGUUACAGUCACUGCCACGGCUGCUGCUGCUGGUCUUAAUGCUGACUCUGCUGUUAUUUCCAGCAACAUCAGCAAUGGCGGCAGUGACGGCAGCAGCAGCAGGGGGGCAUCAGCAAUGCUGGAGUAUCUGCAGUCGCUGAACGAGUGGCUGGCAGCGCUGGUGGAGGAGGGCGAGCGCGACAUGAUCGGCGCAUGCCGCCACAGCCUCGUGCACGGCGUGCUGCUGCUCCUGCGGUAUACCCUUGAGGAGGUGGACUGGACGGCCGUGCCUGCGCACGCUGCUGCAAAAGCAGUUGGCGAGGCGCCAGCACCAUCCCAAGCAACAGCCGUUGCAGCAGCAGCAGCAGCAGAAGCACUGGGUGAAGCAGAAGUGGUAGCAGGCGGCAUGCAGGGCGUGCUGCAGCGGGUGCUGGCGCUGGUGCUGCGAGUGACGGGGCUGGCGCUGUGGGUGGUGGCUGCGGACGGGCUGCGCGUGGACGUGGGCGAAGGGGGGCGCAUGCGAGUGAGCGACAAAGACAGGCAAGAGGGGGGUGCUGUUUGCCAUGGGGGACUGGAGGGGGAGGAGGAGGAAGAGGAGGAGGGCGACGGCGAUGCAGCAGACAAUGAUGGCGAGGCUACUGGUGUCGAUGAUGCGGAUGACGGUGCUGAUGACGAUGAUGACGAUGACGAUGCUAUCAACACAGAACUGGACGGUGGGGACAGCAGCGCCCCCCAGCUGGCGCCGGUGGAGCAGAUGGUGAUGGUGGCGUGCUGGCUGUCCAUGAAGGAGGUCUCGCUGCUCCUUGGCACACUCGCCCGCGCUGUGCCGCUGCAACCCCACGCGGGCGACCAGCAAGCUCGCGAGGCAGAUGGAGGGGGGGAAGAGAGAGGGGGGGAGAGGAAAGGAGAGGAGGAAGCGACAGUUGGAGGGGAGUUGUUGGAUGCAGCUCAGCUCAAGUGGGCGACCACUUCGUCUCGCUACUCCUCGCCAUGAAGCACAACGGCGCCGUCGACAAGACCCGAGCGGGCUUCAUCGCCCUCACCGACCGCCUCCUGCGCUGCCCCUCCCCCGCCCUCAACUCGCUCCCACGCCGCUGGCUCACCACCCUCCAAUCCCGCCUCACGGCGCCGAACCAAACCCUCAACGACCUCAUCCGAAGGUCCGCGGGCCUGCCUGCUGCGUUCUUGGGGCUGUUCCUGGGCGAGCCGCAGGGCGCGCCCAAAGUGCUGCUGCCACGUGCCGUCACCUGGC
Messenger RNA from Closterium sp. NIES-67, 5825 nucleotides. The record is from the annotation of a GenBank genome assembly. NCBI's taxonomy places the organism in Eukaryota, Viridiplantae, Streptophyta, Zygnematophyceae, Desmidiales, Closteriaceae.